Stylophora pistillata is the source of this 1911-nucleotide messenger RNA. RefSeq lists its product as uncharacterized. NCBI's taxonomy places the organism in Eukaryota, Metazoa, Cnidaria, Anthozoa, Scleractinia, Pocilloporidae. The record is from RefSeq and is a predicted model, not a curated record.
AGAUCCCUGUUCAAUCUACCAAACGACCAAGUUAUAAUAGGGCGCAACAGCCUGACGGGUUAUUUCUUUCCUCUGGAGGACCUGCCGGCGCCAUGAUGCGCCUUUCUGAGGGACAUGAGGAUAUAUUUCAUGCGUGGCUUCUUACUACUAUUAAGCAACUUGUUUGUUUUGGGAGGUAAAAUGUACUUCGGAUCGUUGAGAUUCAAACAGAGAUGGAAAGAUCUGCGAGCAUCGCCCAGAAGUUCUCAGUAUCACGUGAUGGUUAACAACAUAGAGCAUUCGAUAGGAGAAGCUUUCAAAAAUGAUUCUAACUUCGAAUACAUCAGAGUGACUCAAUUAAGGGAACAUGAGGCAAAUAAAAUAUCCACAAUACGAGGAAACCUUGCAGCAGAUUUUGAGAUGUCUUUUAACAAUCAGUCAAAAGCUAGAGGCAGUGUUUACAAUCUGUUCAACUUAGUGCAGAGUGGUGACCUUAACGGACUAUCAGUACAAGAGGAUUCUUUAUCCAUACAAGGCUUGACAAACAGAACUUGGCCUAAACUAAAACGAAGAACAAACCAACACCAGCGUCGUGCUGCCUUGGUAGUAAAAAAUACUUGGCCAUCAGGGAGCUACGGCCUUCCUAAACCAAAGUCAGGCUGCCCUAGUAAAGAGUGGCUGGAAGGUUUCAGAUAUCAAGACUCAGAAAAUGUCGAAAAUACGAACACAAAAACAAACGGAAGUCAUUUUUCGGGAAGAGUGACACCACAUGGGAUACGACAGGAAUUCUGUAUUCACAAAGAAACAGCAGGAAAACGGAUUCCUUGGCCAAGUGGAAAAUAUUGCAUUUAUAGAAAAGGAAAUUCGUGUCCAACCGGCUUACAAGAGGGUUGGAUUCGAUGGGACGAUGAAAAUACAGAUAUAGAUUUUCCAAAUUCGCUGGGAGGAGAACUACCAGAUGGGAUAUACGGAGAAAACACUGCAAUCUAUUUUUGCUGUAGCACUUCGGGCAAAAAAUCCACACCAAUAGUUUUGCCGUAUGGAUCUCCAUUUUACCUGAUUGCGUAUGGCUCACACAGGUGUCAGCGGGUGAGAUAUCACGAGGUGACUUCAGAAUAUCUCCAAUUUGACGACGAAGAUCAGGAUAACUCUAAUGCCCAUAGCCUCAUUUCACCGUUCGGGCCAUCAGAAGAUCUAUUUAACAAUAGAAUAUACUAUUGCUACUAUCGACCAAUUCCCUGUGAUAUUUCGUCCGACAUAACCUGUCCCAGGCAAACGCCUUCCUUAAUGGAAAUGCUGACAGUGAAGGCUACCAGAGGAUCUAAGUUUGUCACUGGGGGUGGGGUUGGGAUGAUGUUAAUGGGGUCAGCAUCCGUUGCUGUAUUUGCACGAAGAUUUCUAACACGAGCACGAGCGAGUUACUAGAGGAUCGACAACAUGGAAAGCAAAGAAGGGCAACCACAAUAGCUGCGUUUUACUUCUUGGAACUUUAGGGGGGUAUCGAAUAAAAUAAAUAGUUAUCAUAGUAUCUGCAUCCCAAGUUGCAGUUUUUAAGAGUUCACUUUGGUGUAAGAACCUGUGAAGUUUAUCUGUGUUUUAUCACUAUCAUUUUUCUAGGCUUAUUUGUUUUCGCGUUUUUGCGUCCCGCGUUAAUCAUCAAUCGUAAACACGACAGUUUUAUACACCGAGGCCGGGCCGAGCUCACAUGAUAAUUCUGUAGGCAUAAUUAGUGAGCCGUGCACGCUGCGAAAAAAACUUGCUUUGUAGCGGCACAUUCGAACACGUACGGUUAUAAAAAUGUCCUUGAACGAUUACUUACAAGUACCAAGUUGCUUUAGCAAACUUCGCAAAAUAUGAGUAUCUCUUGUUUCCUCAAUGCAGUAUUAACGACAGAAAAAUUUAUUCCAUAUUUUCAUCUAACCUCUGUUAUGA